This is a messenger RNA of Echinococcus granulosus, 1305 nucleotides long. RefSeq lists its product as hypothetical. Lineage: Eukaryota; Metazoa; Platyhelminthes; Cestoda; Cyclophyllidea; Taeniidae. The transcript is spliced from 7 exons. The record is from RefSeq and is a predicted model, not a curated record. The coding region runs from base 1 to 1305 and encodes 434 amino acids.
AUGUUCGAGGUGCGUCAAGGCACCGAAGCCUCUGUAAGGGAACAUGCAUGGCCAUAUUCCAGAGGACCCACGUAUCGAUUUCAAGUAAUCGAUCAUGUGAGGAAUGCUGCUCCUCAUGACGCAUCGUCUUCAACAGAGAAGACGGACUUGGAGACACGGAUUUGGAGGCUGUGCGCCAGCCUUCAGAGCGUUCUGGAGCGGUCUAGAACGAAGAAGAGGUGGAGUAGGAGGGAUAAAAUCUUUCCUACAUAUACAACUUGCUGUCAAUGCUUUUUUCAACCCUAUGAACAGGAUGUUUCUAGGGCUGAUAUGUAUCUCGAUAGUGGAGGAAAUUUGCACGGGCCGCUGGAUUUGAAGCAUUCUUCCAAGUUGGAUGGAAUGAGGAAGUCCGGUGGCAGUUUCAUCAAGAGGUCGUGGGUUGAAGGACAGCGAUCACAGUCUUCCACAAGAUCAGAAGGCAGGUUUAAAAGUCCUGGCUUUUCGGGCAGCAUUCUAUCAAAUGCCUUCCCAAUGUCUCUAACCCUGGCAACUCAAGAGAGUCCCAACGCUAGGAGUGAUGCAGCAGUGAAAGUUGUUGACAAUCCAUCCCUGGGUCAUGCAAAGUGUAUGAUAAGGAGCAGUUCCACUGAAACAUUUCCGACCAUCCCCAAGGUCAGUAAAAGGUCAUCAAUGGUCAUCAAAAGUCAUCAUCAGGUGAACGAUCCGGUGGAAGAGUCAGGGGCCAAUUACCAAACGCUUGAUGGUUAUCGCUCAAGGACUUACUCGGAGUCCAGAGGUCAUGUGAGCGCCGAGAUUGAUGGGCUAUUGGACGAUCUCAACCGGAUGCGGCAUCGCGAGAACCUUAGCAACCGCACGAGCAUGACUCGCUGGUCGUCUCUCGGCACAGUUCGUGGCGAUGGCGGUAGAUACAGCACCACCCUAAUCAGACGACAUAUGAAGCGCGGUCGCGAGCCUGUGGAUGUUUACCUCCAGAAACCGUUGACCUCGAAUCUGUCUAAGGUGGAUCUACUGUCAGUGGACAACCGCAGCGUUCUCCGUGUCUCUCCGGUCACGCUACAAGAGGAAAAUCGAAGCUCUGCUCGCGAACAGCGUCUGAUAGAUGAGUUGAUGGAGACGAGACGCGAGUUACAGCGCACCCGUAGCAUGAUGUCGGAGGAUGGAAAACGGGGCCUUAACUAUGGAUCUACGCUGAAGGUUCCUAUCAACAAUGAGGCGUCGAGAAACCACAGUAUGAGAGCCAAAGGCAAGUUUGAAAUUAUCUCUGCAUGCAUGAAGCUAUCGCAUGAGCGGAGCUUAUAUAAAUAG